Molecule: messenger RNA, 1270 nt
Organism: Sander lucioperca (pikeperch)
Lineage: Eukaryota; Metazoa; Chordata; Actinopteri; Perciformes; Percidae
Gene: cdab
Product: cytidine deaminase b
Exons: 4
Coding region: 76-573 (165 amino acids)
Cellular component (GO): cytosol
Molecular function (GO): cytidine deaminase activity; zinc ion binding
Source: RefSeq, a predicted model, not a curated record
CCUUCGACCUAUUCCCAUUUAAAGCGGAGCUCAUACACUGUCUCAAAAACAACCUUACAAACCCCAAGAGCAAUCAUGGACCAAGCCAAAUUCAGCGAGGGUGUGAUGCAUAUUAAGGACCAUGGCUCCACACACUUGUCCCAGGAAACAGUCAAAAAGCUGAUCCACCAGUCUCAGGAGGCAAAGCAGCAAGCCUACUGCCCUUACAGCAAAUUCAGAGUGGGAGCUGCUCUCCUGACACCAGACAACUGUGUGUUUACAGGUUGCAAUGUGGAGAAUGCAUGUUACAACCUGGGUGUGUGUGCUGAAAGGAAUGCUAUAUCAAAAGCAGUGUCUGAAGGCUACAGAAGUUUCAAGGCAAUUGCAAUUGCCAGUGACAUGAAUGACCAGUUCAUCUCCCCGUGUGGUGGCUGUAGGCAGUUCAUAAGAGAGUUUGGAUCAAACUGCGAUGUGUACCUGUCUAAGCCUGACGGCUCAUACCUGAAGAUGACGGUGGACGAGCUGCUGCCCGUCUCCUUUGGCCCUGAAGAACUGUCCAUGAAGAAAGUGUUUGACAUUCCUAAUGAGUACUGAGCCUGUAUUGUAGUACACACGUGUUGCUUAUUUGAACCGCCAUGACAUGUACCGUGUAUAACAUAAUGCUGAAAACGUAUUCAUGUUUAGCAGCAGCUAUAUUUAUGGUAAAUAUUUCUUCUUGUGUUAUCUGCUGAUUUCAACAUCACAUAUUUAAAUGUACUUAAAUGUAUUGUGUUAUUAAUAUACUCAUCAAGCUAAUUGCCAGACUAUUAGCUGGAAAACUCCUUGUGCCUUAGUGAUUGAUUUACCUACAUUAACAUAUUUAAUGCUUGGUUGUUGAUGAAAUUAUUUCUUAGUUUGAAGAAGCAUGACAGAAAAUGACAUCUCAUAUCAACAUUAUUUUAAGAAAUGUUUUUAACAGUUUCUUUUAUUAAUUUACACUUCAUUUCUGAUAUACAGACACAAAUGAAGUUCAAAGGACAUACAAGAACAAUGAUUACAAGUUACAGUGUACCGCAUACAGCAUUUGUUGAGGAGCAAAUUAUUCAAUUACAGAGUAAAAGGAAGAGAGAGACGGGGUGAAGCAUUUAAGUUGCCAGUGCAAAUUCACUAAAACAUUUAUUAGUGAUUUUAGGUCUACGUAUCCCAUGCAUUGCUAUUUACAAUGGUUUAUGGCAAAGGCUUAAAAAGGGCAAGUAUAUUAUGGAAGGAUUUAUCUUUUUACCGUGAUUCAGACAAUUGGAAAAAAAAAAAA